AUGUCUCCAACUGUGGGUCCGCUUGGACGUCUACGUAUCGCCCUCUUGAACCUUUCAAAAAUACCUCCGACAAAAAUCAAAUCACCUUCAACACAACCGCGUCGAGCAAGCGUCUCGAUAAUAAUACAUGCAAGGCAAACUAAUACAAGUGUCAUGACAGAUCUCGAGCAGUUUUGGGAAUUGCCUUGGGUCCAGAAAGGCGUACCUGAAAUAUUGUAUAUUAAGCGUGCUUUGAGAGAAGGAGAUCGAUGGAGCGGGCAAAUGGCAUUCCCGGGAGGAAAACAAGAUCCCGUGGAUGUUGAUGAUUUGGAUACGGCAGAGCGGGAAACAUUCGAAGAAGUCGGAUUGGAUCUCGGAAAUCCUGAACAAUUUUAUUGUGUUGGCGCAUUGGAUGAUCGAGAGGUCACUACAACAUUUGGAAAAAAAUUACUCAUGAUUCUUUGUCCGUUUGUUUUCCUCCAAACCACACCAGAGCCAUUACAAAUAGAAAUUUCCGGUUCUGAAGUAGCUUCCACUCAUUGGGUUCCUCUCGCCUACUUUUUCGACGAAAAAAUCACUAGAACAUGGGAUCCAAUUUCUGUCGAUAUUUCCUCGCGUCUUGCGCCCAAUUCUUGGGUCUUGCAACGAAUGUUACAAACUUUGACCGGUCGACUGCAUUUUCAUUGUAUUAAACUGCCCUCUGUUGAAACUAUCAAAAAUCAGAAUAUCAAUAACAAUGAUGACAUUACUGCUACUGCUACUCCUACUCCUAUUAUUAAUAGCACUAGUCAAUCAACAGAGUAUUUGCAACUUUGGGGGUUAACUCUUCAAAUGACUAGUGAUCUAAUGGACAUGAUGUAUUUGAUAGGCGAAGAACCUCCACGUCGAUUAGACGCGAUACGACCAAAAUUUGAUUAUCCUGAUGUGAAUUUCUUCAUUUGGUGCUUUUUAAGAAAUAAUCGCGGAGAUUAUCGACGGAAAAAAAUGGAGCUCGCUACAAGAAGAAGAAAGUGGGCAAACGGAUGGAUAGAUUAUUAUUCUGCCGUAAGAAAAGCAUUACUUAUAGCCAUUUUUACCCGAACAAUUUUGGCAUUUUUCAUAUUGAGUCGAGGAUCUCGCUAUUUAUUUGGAAAAACUUGA
Molecule: messenger RNA, 1119 nt
Organism: Ambispora gerdemannii
Lineage: Eukaryota; Fungi; Glomeromycota; Glomeromycetes; Archaeosporales; Ambisporaceae
Source: the annotation of a GenBank genome assembly